Molecule: messenger RNA, 465 nt
Organism: Danaus chrysippus (African queen)
Lineage: Eukaryota; Metazoa; Arthropoda; Insecta; Lepidoptera; Nymphalidae
Source: the annotation of a GenBank genome assembly
CUGGUGGCUACGGACAGAACGACUGAGCAGAGGAUCCACAUUGCGUCACAGCCCGCAACGGUAGAUCUCAGACGCGGUAGCGCCAUCGGUGUACGUCCUCGGCCAGACUUCAGCGAUUGCCACUUGCCUCACUGCCUCAUAAUUGUUAUAGAGACGAUCGAUCUUGCAUCGGACUUUCGUUCUGCGUCCGUAGCUCAACUGUACCCGAGCAGGCCGCUGCGCCAGCGCCUGCGCCGUCGCCGCCGCCCCAGCGCGUUCAUCUCCUGCACUACGUGCGAUGAUCCACGCUUAGUUAAGGGCGGGGGGCGGGGCGACCACGAUCACGAUCACGACCACGACCACGACGCCCACGACGCCCACGACGCCGCGACGUCUGGAGCGACCAGUCUCAUUCCGAGCGCGGACGUUGAGCCGCGCGCACGUAAUGUUAGUUAUUAUAAUAUUGGAGGUUUGAGUCUUCGUUAA